Molecule: messenger RNA, 2880 nt
Organism: Puntigrus tetrazona (Sumatra barb)
Lineage: Eukaryota; Metazoa; Chordata; Actinopteri; Cypriniformes; Cyprinidae
Product: dickkopf-related protein 4-like
Exons: 4
Coding region: 53-604 (183 amino acids)
Source: RefSeq, a predicted model, not a curated record
AUCUCGCUGCUGCGCACAGCCUCCUCGCGGUCGGGACGGUUUGGAGAGCACCAUGCAGGCGGUUCGGGUCAUGUUCUGGCUGUCUGUUGUUUCUGCUGGACGGUGCCUGGACUCCAACAUCAUCCGCUCCUCCAGAGAAAUGACAAACUCCCAAGAGUCAGUGUUGCAUCUCCAGAGCGGCACGGUGCUGAAUUCCCACAACUCUGUCAGAAGAAGCUCAGGCGCGCAGGGAAUCAGGGACGCGUCUCCUCCCGCGCGAGACUGCGCCGCCGCGCAAGCGACUGAAUGCAGAGGCUCAAAGAAGAAACAGCGCAAUGCUGCCAAGACAAAGGUUCAGCUGGAUGUGCGAGGAGGUCAAAAGGCGCCCGAGAUGUCCCCGUGCGUGCGCUCACGUGACUGCGAGGAGGGCCUGUGCUGCGCGCUCUACCUGACCGGGAGGAGAUGUCAGCGCGUGCCCGCGCUGGGCGAGGUGUGCCUGCUGCGGGGGCGCGCCAAGUUCCGCAGGAGACUGGAGCGCUGCGACUGCGACAAGGACCUGCUCUGCCGCGCGCUCCCGCACAGCCCGCGCGGACACGGCGUGUGUCACCCGGACCCCAGGAGCUGACCGCGCGCACCCUCGAGCGGGAUAACUAACGAGAAACGUGACAAUAUGUCUUUUUUGAACUGAGGAUACCGGGGUUGUUGUAAAUAAAGUUGUUUCUAUGAUUCCUUCGCUUAUAUAUAUAUUAAAAAAAGCAUGUAGAAGUCGCAAAAUAUGUAUUGAAACGCAACGCUGAUGACGCUUUUCUUUCAAUGCAAGUAAAGGUUUGACUCGAGCGCCCUCUGUCGACUAUUUCAACGAGGUUUGCUGAGCCUCGUCUUUCAACUUCCGGGAGUCUUAUCAGCACGUGCCUCUAGUGUCUGAGGUUAUACGUAGGGCGAGCGCUGCUCAUAAGUGCAUUGACACGUCCGUCGCCGUGUGUUUUAUACAGCAGGGUGGGCAGACCGCCUUAUAAGCAGCAUUAGAGCUGGCACACAGCGUUAGCUGCGCAAUGACACCCUGUUCUGUUCACAGCACUCCCUUCUAACGAGCUGAUGAAGUGAAUUAAACAAGGGAGGUGUAUAAUGCGCCGUGUUAAUGAGCAGGAUUGUAAAUGUACACAUCUAAACAGCUCCUCGUGGAUUUUAAUAAACGCAUUUUAUUAUUCAACAACGCCACGUUCUCUCAUUGCAAUUUAAGUAACUUGAACGCCUGAAAUGUACAAUACGUGCACGCGCAAAUAAUCUGUUCAUCGUUUAGAGCUCACAGGAUUGCCAUGCAGUAAAACCAGUUGCAUUUUUAAACGUAACAUUAAUCUUAAAUAACGCGAUGCAUCGACAGACGUGCAUUGGACUCACAGGGCCAGCAGGCACGAGCGAUCGAGUUACAGGUUCACUUUAAUUUGGCACCAAAUGUUAACAGAGCUAAGAUUACCCAUUCGCCAGCUGUCCUCUUGGCCGCUAUCAUGACUCAUAAAGAUAGGAAUAACAUUAUGCGGAAUGACACUACAUUUAAUACAUGUAAUCGAGAUACAAUGAGUCUUAUUUUUAAUGGAAUAUUGCACUAAAUAGGAUUCAUCUGUGCUUAAUACACGCAGCAGGGCAAGGGAGGCACAGUAAAUCCAAAAACGUCUCCUAAAUGGUUAACCCUGGAUAAAACUGAAUCCCCGGUUAUCUGUAAUAUAUAAUAGUUUUCGAACUGCUCAUACUAAACCUGGGGUUAAAGGUUACUUUCUUAGUUGCGGUGUCACCGAUUGGACGAACAGCAGACAAGUUAUUUAAACGGAUUUCCACGUGUAUCGCCAGUUAUUUACAGAAGAACAAGCUCCUUAACCGCAAGCGAUUGGUGCUGGAAAUCAUUUAUCCUCGGCUGAAACUUUCGCGUCUUCAUGGAGCGCGCGGGUCAUGGCUGCUUAGCAACGACAGACGCUACAGAGCGCUUUGGAAACGAGAAACCUAGAAGAAAAAAAAAAAAAAAAAAAAGACACGCACAAAAAAGGCAAGACAAAGAGACAGGAGUAUGAAAGCAAACAAGACAAGAAUUAGUAGUUUUAAGGCUACUGUUUAAACGACGCGCGUUUGUUUCGGAAGUGACGCGGCCUCGCUGCUCUACUCCUGAUUGGCUGUCUGUUGCCAAGCGUCCAGCAGCGACAAACGCCUCUCCGUUUCACACUAAAACUUCACACCGCUUUGAAGUUACAGGUGUGAAACGUCUUUACCUGGGGUUAAAAAGCCCUAACGACUUAUCAAACUGGUUACCUUUUUUUUUUUUUUUUUUUUUUUUUUUUUUAAACAUGCGUCACUAUCACAUGGCUUUAAAAACAAGUGUGUACUACAUGUUAACACAUCUGAAGUCACAAUAGCCUUGAUUUAACAGAUUCAAAGUUGCCUGCAGGGCAAGUCCAUUAACUCGAACUGCCCUGCCCGGAUUCACAAGCUGAACCACUAGAGGAUUAGACAGCUAGAAAUCCAGACAGCUUCAUGAGCCGGAUCAGCAAGUUCUCUGAAAAGAGCCCAUUUAAAAUCGAAAGAGCUUGCAGAGUACGUUAACCUGAAUCAACAAAACAAAAAAAUAAGCUUCCAAGAAAUUUCAUGUCAUUGUUCCCCUUUAUUUUCAGACUUUGAGACACGAAUUGCAAGCCUACAGGACUGCAUUUGCAAAUGAAAACAAAACGGCAACUUGUCAAAGACGGACGACUGAAGGAGAUAGUGAGGGCUUGUAGAUCGUGGACAGGAAUGUUGCGGUUAGCGGCAGGAUUUGUGAAAGGGGUCACUGAGGGGUACUAGACUAAGGUGGAGGUUAGUGGUUGAGGCGUUUACAGCAUGCCACAGUCAGCGAUGACUAUCUUGGCCUUGGGUUUU